UAGAUCCUAAAAAGAGAAGAGAGCAGAGCUUCACACACCCGCUAAGAGCAUGAAGAUGAGUCGUGUGUAUUUGGUCCUGGGCUUCGUCCUGAUCAUGGCGCUCUACUCAGAUGCUAUGCCUGAAGCUGUCGCACAGCCUACGGGCUGCUGUUUUAAGUUUUUCUCUGGUAAAAUUCCUCCCCAGAGCAUCCGGCAGGUUAAAAUGAUAGACUCACGAUGUCCACAGAAAGGCUUCAUUGUUACUACUCCCAAGUUCCCCAGCCUGUGUGUUCAUGAAAUCGCUGUCCCUGGAAAAGCUACACCUUAAUGCUGCAACUGAGAUGCCACACACACCAUUUAUGACGACACUUAUGGAUGUUACUGAUGCUUAAUGUGAUGCAGAUUCAAAUAAAGUUAU
Pangasianodon hypophthalmus (striped catfish) is the source of this 397-nucleotide messenger RNA. RefSeq names its product C-C motif chemokine 13-like. Gene Ontology annotation, molecular function: chemokine activity. Gene Ontology annotation, biological process: immune response. The record is from RefSeq and is a predicted model, not a curated record. Gene Ontology annotation, cellular component: extracellular region. The coding region runs from base 50 to 307 and encodes 85 amino acids. Lineage: Eukaryota; Metazoa; Chordata; Actinopteri; Siluriformes; Pangasiidae. The transcript is spliced from 3 exons.